Podospora anserina S mat+ is the source of this 2433-nucleotide messenger RNA. RefSeq lists its product as uncharacterized. The record is from RefSeq and is a predicted model, not a curated record. Bases 1 to 2433 code for a protein of 810 amino acids. Gene Ontology annotation, molecular function: ATP binding; nucleic acid binding. Gene Ontology annotation, cellular component: nucleus. The transcript has a single exon. NCBI's taxonomy places the organism in Eukaryota, Fungi, Ascomycota, Sordariomycetes, Sordariales, Podosporaceae. Gene Ontology annotation, biological process: ribosome biogenesis.
AUGGCCGACGAUGGAAUGCUCCUGAACUUUGAGAUUGGCGAUGCGCCUCUCGUCAGCCAGGUCAAGUUCAAGGGCGGCCGCUGGAGAGACCGCGUUAAAGCCAACAAGUCGGCGAAAGCCGCAUCGCAAGGAGGCCCCGAGCCAGCUGCCAAACCACGAGCGCCCUAUGAUCCGAAUCGACCUACUAAAAGACCACGAGGUAACGACGAUAGCAGCGAUCACAGACCGGCGAAAGCGCCCAGGACAAGUGACAUCCCCUGGGUGCCAACCCACGCCAUGAAGACCGGUCUUGUCUCUUCAAGCCUGUUCACUUCGAUCCCCACCGUCGUGACCAAGUUCGACGAAGAAGCGCCCGCCGAACCCGCCGAGCCGGCAAAACCUUCCAAUGCGCCCCUCAGCGAAGAAGCAGAGAACUUUCACACACUCGGCCUGGCGAGACGAGUAGCCCACCACCUGGCCACCAAGCUUGAGAUGAAAGCCCCGACGGCGAUUCAGAAGAACACAAUUCCCGUGCUUAUCAAAGACGACAGCGAUGCGUUCCUUCAAGCAGAAACCGGUUCCGGAAAGACGCUGGCGUAUCUGUUGCCCAUUGUUCAUCGAAUCAUGGAGCUCAGUAUGAACGAGGACGGCACUCCCAAAAAGGAUGCCAAGGUACAUAGAAAUUCGGGACUCUUUGCGAUCAUCCUUGCGCCCACAAGAGAACUCUGCAAGCAAAUCUCAGCAGUCCUCGAGAAGGUUCUCAGGUGCGCGCCAUGGCUAGUCUGCACCACUGUUAUCGGUGGAGAGAGCAAGCAUUCGGAAAAGGCGAGGUUAAGGAAGGGUGUCAACAUCUUGGUUGCGACUCCAGGAAGACUGACGGAUCACUUGGAUAAUACAAAGGUGCUGGAUGUAGGAACUGUGAGAUGGUUGGUGCUGGACGAAGGCGACAGGAUGAUGGAGAUGGGUUUCGAGGACGAUAUCAAGGCGAUUGUUGGCAAAAUUAGGGCGGACAAGCUUGCAACCAAGAACUCUGAGGGGCUGGUACUGGAUGGAGUGCUGCCAAAGAGGAGGGUCACGGUUCUGUGCUCGGCUACCAUGAAGAUGAACGUUCAGAAAUUGGGCGAGAUCAGUCUGGAGGAUGCGGUGCACAUUACCGCUUCCAAGUCGGAGAUGGAAAAGGAUGCUGCGGAAAACAGUAGAAGCACUGAGUCUGCUUUCACAGCGCCUGCGCAGCUGAAACAGUCGUGUAUCAUUGUGCCAGCCAAGUUGAGGCUGGUCACAUUGAUUGCGUUGCUCAAGUCGACAUUUGCGAGGAAGGGGUCGGUUAUGAAGGCAAUCAUCUUCAUCUCUUGCGCUGAUUCGGUCGACUUUCACUACGAGGUCCUGAAAGACACCGUGACGGUCGAACCACCACCACCAGCCCAAGAGGGUGACGCACCAGCAAAAAAACCGGAUGUUCACAUCGAAACCACGGUGGCACCGGCUGCCUAUAUCACCUCACCCGCAAACACCAGGGUAAUGCUCCAUAAACUUCAUGGUUCCCUGGCGCAACCGGUUCGCAGUGCUACUUUAAAGGCUUUCUCGGGGUGCAAGGAUCCGGCUGUUCUCAUCACGACAGACAUUUCAUCUCGUGGUCUCGAUGUGCCGGCCGUCGACCUGGUUAUUGAGUACGAUCCCGCCUUUGCGGUGCCUGAUCACGUUCAUCGCAUCGGCCGUACCGCCAGAGCUGGUCGUUCUGGUAAAGCGGUUCUCUUUUUGCUCCCUGGUCCUGAGGAAGGAUACACCAGCAUCCUGCCAUCCUCCGCCACCAUAACACCCCAGCUUUAUGAAUCAAUCUUGCAGAAAGGCUUUGCCACGAAUGUCAACCUUCCAGCCUCCUCACAAACAAACAAUGCCGAGACGGAAAGCAACAAGCGGGAGACGUGGGCCACUCGUGCCGAGGCUCUUCAGCUGCAUUUUGAACAGCGUCUUUUGGCGCCCGCGCCCGGAUUCGAGGAUGCCGAGGAAGGACCCAAAGGCCACAAGGGUAAAUUCAGCAAGACCGGCGGAAAGAAUAGGCAGCCAGUGAAGAAGGACAACCCCUUGCUUGAUGCCGGCAGACAAGCUUUCAGGUCUCACAUCAGAGCUUAUGCCACUCACGUCCGCGAAGAGAGAGUCUACUUUGACAUGACGCAACUGCAUCUUGGACACAUGGCCAAGGCGUUCGGUCUGCGCGAGGCGCCCGGUGGCAUUGGAUCGGGUAUCUCGAGGAGGACACACAAGUUUACGCCAGCUACCAACGGGCAGAAGGGUGGUGGGGCUAGCGCUUCUGGGGCUGCCAAACCUAGCGGUGGCAGCAAGAGCAAGUUUGAUGAUGACGAGUUUGGCCAGGUGGAUGAGGAUGCGGCUAAGAGGAUGAAGGCCAAGAUGAAGAUGUUGUCGAUGAACUCGGCAAGCGAGUUCAACCUCGGGUGA